This is a messenger RNA of Toxorhynchites rutilus septentrionalis, 807 nucleotides long. RefSeq lists its product as uncharacterized. Lineage: Eukaryota; Metazoa; Arthropoda; Insecta; Diptera; Culicidae. Gene Ontology annotation, molecular function: nucleic acid binding; zinc ion binding. The record is from RefSeq and is a predicted model, not a curated record. Bases 1 to 807 code for a protein of 268 amino acids. The transcript is spliced from 2 exons.
AUGGAGGAGCUGUGGGAAGCCGUGAAGCCGAUUCCGAACGCGGACGGAACGCUGCCAGCGGUGGAUCAGCGGAAAAGAAGAAAGGACGCACCGACGGCCCUCGAGGUAUGGGCGAAGCUUGAAGCAGCUUUCGAGGACACCGGACUAACCCGCCGCGUGGGACUGCUCAGGAAGCUAAUCACCACCACCCUCUCGUCGUGCGGCACGGUGAACAGGUAUGUGACGGAAAUCAUUUCCACCGCUCAUAGCCUUCGGGGAGUUGGUUUCGACAUUUCCGAGGAGUGGGUCGGUUCCCUACUGCUUGCGGGCCUUCCGGAGGAGUACAAGCCAAUGAUCAUGGCGCUGGAAAAUUCCGGCACCCCGAUCACUGGCGACAGCAUCAAGACGAAGCUGCUCCAGGAAGUCCAAUUUUCCAAGGACCAGACGGUGUUCGUGGGAAGAAAACCGUUUCCAUCAAAACCGAAGCAAGGUGCAGCCGAAGGACGGUCAGCUGAGCAGCCAAAAGGUCCAAAAUGCAAGCGUUGUCAUCGAUACGGACACAUCGCCAGGGAGUGCCAUGUGAAAAACGAGACGAAAAAAGGGUCGGCGUUUUGCACGGUACUAACAACCAGCGGUUACCAUAGCAACGAUGGCUGGGUGUUUGAUUCUGGAGCAUCAGACCACUUCACCAAGGAUCGAAGCCUGCUACAUGGUGAAAAACCGGCGAGUGGCGUUGUCAUGGCAGCCGACAAACAAAUGAUGAAGAUUGUUUCCACGGGUGUCGUCAAGCUUUCAAGUGCAGUCCUGAGAGUCCCCCCAUCGACGUGA